Synchiropus splendidus (mandarinfish) is the source of this 7106-nucleotide messenger RNA. RefSeq names its product shisa family member 9a (gene shisa9a). The record is from RefSeq and is a predicted model, not a curated record. The coding region runs from base 275 to 1915 and encodes 546 amino acids. The transcript is spliced from 4 exons. Gene Ontology annotation, biological process: regulation of short-term neuronal synaptic plasticity; regulation of AMPA receptor activity. Lineage: Eukaryota; Metazoa; Chordata; Actinopteri; Syngnathiformes; Callionymidae. Gene Ontology annotation, cellular component: dendritic spine membrane; postsynaptic density; AMPA glutamate receptor complex.
UCUCUCGCUGCGCUCUCAUCCUCUUGUUUCUCCGCUUCUGUGCGUAAGAGCGCACCGAUGGAUCUCUGAAGUCGCCUGGACCACGUUAGCGAAAUACUGAGCUUAUGUUCUCAGAAGAUGAGAUGUUAGGAAAGAUGUUGACCAGCGCCGAUGAGGCAGCGCCGUUGUUUGGACGCAUGUUCCCACACUUUCCAUCGUAUCAUGACCGUGCGCCUCUCCAUCUCACUCCCGGUGUCUUCGUUAUUGCGUGAAGUCAAACGGCGAAGGAGGCACAAUGCGGGGGAAAUACUUUCUCCUGGGCUUCUUGUUGCUCAAACUUAUGGCUCUGGUGUGCAAGGCUGACGGGGAGCCGGGACUUUUGGGGGGAUUUGUGAUGAUCGCCACGUCCAACGGUUCCAGAGAGGAGGAGAGCGUGUCGGAGGAGACACCGCACACCGAGGACAAAUGUCGGGGUUACUACGACGUGAUGGGCCAGUGGGACCCACCUUUCAUCUGCAAGACAGGCAACUAUCUGUACUGCUGCGGCACCUGUGGAUUCCGCUUCUGCUGCGCCUACAAGCACUCCAGACUGGACCAGAGCACCUGUAAGAACUACGGCACCCCGGCGUGGAUGAGAACUGGGCAGACACCCUACAAGAAGAUGAACAAGAUGCACGACAGCACCAAAGACAAGACGAACUUAAUCGUCUAUAUCAUUUGUGGAGUAGUGGCCAUCAUGGCUCUUGUGGGAAUUUUCACCAAAUUGGGUUUGGAGAAGGCGCACCGUCCGCAGAGAGAGAACAUGUCCAGGGCUGUGGCUAGCGUCCUGCAGGGUGGGCGUCCAGGUGAGCAGUAUCGAGGGGAGGAGGCCCUUGGCAUGAAUUCCCAGCACUACUUUUCCCGGGCCACUAACCUGCAGGGUGGUCAGAUCAACAACAACAUGAGCCAGAGCUCCAACCUUGGCCAGCAGCAUCCAUAUCCCGCCCUCAGCCAGCUGACCCACGUCUAUGAACAGCAACAACAGCAGCAGCAGCAGCAACAGCAGCAGCAGCAGCAGCAACAGCAGCAGCAAAACAAAGAUCUGAACAAGUACGCAUCAUUAAAGGCAGUGGCUGCCAAGUACAACGGUGAACUCUACAACAAGCGUCGACUGAUGGAGCUGCCAACAAAAGGCGGACUUCCCCUUCAACCCAUGGGCAACUCAAGACCAGCAAUGGGCAACAUGUCAUCAAUAACUCCACCAAUGACCAACAAUCCCAUGGCUUCAAACCCGAUGGCCUCCAACCACAUGAAUCCCACCAUCACACAAAUGGCUUCCAUGAAACCCAUGCCGUCCAUGACACACAUGACCUCCCUCACACCAAUGACCUCCUUAGGCCCUCUGACUCCAGAGCCAGUGGCAACCUAUGUCACAGAGAUGCCUAGCAUCUCCUCCGUCUCAACGCUCCCAACAGAACGACAUGGGGCUGUCGGCGGGGGACUGAAGCCGAACGGCCAGAAACCUAAGCUCAGCCACGGCCAUGCAGCCCACAGCUCUCAUAGUGCUCACUCUCAUGCUCACAGCCACAGUAGCAAGCCGCCAGGGCUCGGCCCCACCUCCCUGGCACAUAUGGCAGGGACUAUGCCAGGUGGCACAUCCAUGGGCUUCUCUAGGCCAUCGGAGACAACCAUGGGCUCCAGCUCAGCUACAAUGGGCCGCUCUUUGGCAUACAGUUCCAAUACAAUUGCAGCUGGGCAUGCAAUGGGUCUGGGGCUGAAGGGCUGGGAUGGGACUGAGACGGUGGGGCGGAGAAAGACUUACGGGCACAAGAGGCCCCAGUGUACCAUUCUGGAGCCAAACCAACUCCAUGGCACCAGAGUUCACAGCCACAGCCAGCACUUCCUCCCCACACAGCCCUACUUUGUUACCAACAGCAAGACAGAAGUGACUGUGUGAACGGAUUAAAUGGUCAACGGAGGCCAAGGAUGCAUGAGGAUUGGUGGCUCAUUCAUCUGAGUGGAGAAGCCGAGACGGGCUGGUCACAAAUACAAAUGUAUGUGUAUGUAUGUUCUUGUAAAGAAGUUGAGGCUUGCUAGUAUUAGUGAAGGAUUGCCAUGACUUUGUAGGGGGACAGUGGAAGCACAUCGGAGGGGUUGUUGUUUCGCAGAGAGCUCAUCAAUCAAAUUUCUCAACACAUCUGUGUUACUUAACGGAUGACAGGCGAGUGCAAGCCGACUAUAACAGCAAGGAGUCUGUCGAGCCGGGGUCUCUGCGUAUACAUCGACUCUGUUAUGUUAACCAAACAUUUCAGUGAGAGUACACCGCUAAAGCAAAACGGCAGAUCGUGAAUCCGGGGCUAUUCGAACCAAACCCAAGAAGCAAUACGAAGGAUCAAGUGUAAAGCAACAAGCAUCGUGGGAAAGGAAUACAGCAAGUUCACUCACAAACCCGGCGAAAGUCCUGACUGGUUUGGAGAAAUGAUAAUUCCCUCAUGCUUCGACCACAAAUCUCUUGAGGGCUUUGAAACAGACACAUGGCAUUGGUGCUGAGCUCUGGACUGCAGAUAUGCCGGGCUUUGUAGUAAAGCUAUUCAAAAGUGCUUUCAAAUCUCUGCAGCUGAAGGUCGCUCAUUUCUAUAAGGCUGCAGAACAAAGACAGGAGCCGAAAUGGUAUUGUUCUGUUUCGGAUCUCGUCUGCAUGGCGAAAGAUGGCCAAGGGGAAGUUGAAAGAGGUGUUAUGUGGAUGUUGCAGCAGCUAGCAGAUGCUCCGUGGAGCAUCAUUAUUGUAUACACAAAAAUGCACACAGUCAUGCAUGUGCAGACACGCCGGCACACACACAUGUAUACUGGAGACAUACUGCACACACUAGGGCUUGCACAUUGUUUUACCGCUCUGUUUCAAAUUUCCUUCUAAUUUGUGUAUAUGUUUUCAAGUGAACAUCUUGAGCGAAAAAAGCUGACGAAAGUCCUUUGAAUUUUCAAAAAGUGUUUUCAUGGACAUUAACUGGAUGCUCAAAUAACGAUUUGAUAAGGAUUGUCGUACCCAAACAAUUUGAUCCAUUUUUUUUUUUUGCUAGAGCACUCUGAUUUUUAAUUUUUUUUUUUAAAUCUUUUGUGAUUUUAUUUUAUUUCUUGCAUGCAUUUGCAUCUAAAAACACAUUUUAAUGAAAUUUGGCAAAAGGAAUGCAGGAAUAUAUUUACGUUUCACUAUAUAGUUGAUUUUUUUUAUUGUGAUUAAAAAAUGUCAACAACUAUUGCCAUUUCACAUCUUUGAGAUUUCAAGAUAGUUUAAAAUUUACUAAUUUAACCUUUGGAUUCCGGUUAUUUUGAGGGAAAAAUGUGGGAAAAUGUCAUGUAAAAAGAGCUGAAGAUGGCAUGACCCAUAGGCCAUUCUGCUGUAUGACUGUCAACUUGGAAAUCCAUAUUUAAAUUAAAGUGAUAUUGCAAAUGGAUAUUGCUGGGUGUUAGAUUGUUUCACAUUAUUAUAAUUGUUAUUAUUAUUUGAUGAGCUGGCAUCAUCCCUGUUACAAAACUAUGAAUUCAACAUUAUGUGUAGAUGACAGAUGAGUGGCAAUAAUGGAAAACAAUAUAUAUGAUUGACAGCGUGAAAAAUAAUUUGCUUUCUCGCUAAUUUUCCUGAAUUGCUAGUGAAAUUCUCCUCUUUGAUUUAUUUAUCUGGAAAUACUUUCAGUUUCAUUGUUUGUAAAGUCUUGUCUCAAUUUGAAGCAAGUGUAUUCCUGGAUUCUCUGUCCUUCAAACCUCAGCAGUUCAAAGGAGGGGUUCAAAUGCAACGCGACCUAUGGUCAGUCUUCCUUCAACAGGGGGAUGUUUGAGAGGAAAUAUGAGUGUAAGUGAAAUCAACUGCUUGUUGCUGGACGAAUGCUGGCGUCAGAAACCAGACUUCAUUAGAUCACACACUCAGUCAAGCUGUGGCUGAAAUAAACAUCACAAGCAUCUGGGAAGAAAAAAAGAUUAUUGGGUUACAAGACACAAAAAUAAAUCUAUAAGACUAACAAAUAGGCCAGAGCUGCUCCCAGCUCUCUUUCCAUGUUCUAUUUUCAUGUGUGAUUUAUCGCCAUAUCCGUAGCCACUCUCAUUAAUUUGACUUUGUAAUCGAAUGUGCUACUUGCUUUACAUGAUACACUCUCUUGACUCUGGUGAGAUGAGUGAGCCGUGAUCGAGUUAAGACAUAUUUCAAUAGACAGCCGGUCGAACGUGGCGCGUUUUAUGAUCUGAUUGAUUUAAUCGUGUGUGUUGAUGGUCAGAGCUGUAGUGGGAACCCAAGAACACUGGGCGCCAAGCGAGUCGCACGCACCAGCAACAGUUUCGUCGCAUGUGAUUUUAGGUCAAUAAAGAAGGAUUCAGAGCAGCAGGAGCAGAGUUGGCUUCGAAGAGCUAAUACAGACAGUUCUGAUGGUUUAUAUCAUUCAUUGAUAAGAAACGUGUCAAGUUUUUCACGUACUAAAUGGAGCCAUCCUUUUUGGAGGCAUGUUAAAAUCCAAAUGACCGAGCAUGGUCUACCUUGAGCUUCCAUAGCUUAAUGGUGUCAGAGGUGGGAUUGUCAGCUUAGGCUGCUUCAAGUUUGAAACCAGUAUCAUAGAACUAGCUGUGACGCUAGACAAUCAGGAACUGUAUGGAGAAAACAUGACCAUGGUGGUCGCAGGCUGUACGAUGAGCUAAGUCAGCACAUUCCACCCUGGUUUGGGGGUGUCUGCGGUUGUCUUGGGAAAGGAAACCCUACUGGAAUCUGAUGUUGACAUGCUGAGCAAAUGAAGGGCAACCACUACAGCUCCCGCUGAAAAAAAAAGGAAAACAUCACACACAUGAAUAAAAAAUUAAACCGGUUAAGAUAAGAGCCAACUUCGGCGCGGAUAUUUCUCGCACCACAUGCUGCGACGCCCCUGCGGCUGUCACAUUAUUUGAAAAGCAAGAUCAAAAAUAGGCAUGGAGCUGGAUUUCACCAGGGCAUUAAAAAGUAUCACACCGCAUCACAAACACACACAUGUACAGAGCGUCACUGCAACAUAAAGACUAAAACUCAGUACUGUUGUACACAAAAGACUGUGAAACUCCAGACCUUGGCCCCUUUGUAGCGAGAACUAUUAUGCUUUUUUUAUAUAUAUAUAUAUACAUAUAUAUAUAUACAUAUACAGUACAAGUAUUAUGAGCCUUUUCUCUAUUAUUUCUUCUUUUCUUAUGUUUUUGGGCUUUCUCCAUGUUUGGAAAUGUCGAGCUUUGCAGAAUUGUCUUCGAAGAACACAAACAGAGCUGUGAUGAGUCUGUACAGUCAUGAUGACACACGCUCUCCACGAACUCCCCUGUGUACAGUGUUCCAGCAGGAAAAAUAAGUGAUUGAUUCUGUGUGCCAAAAGAUGCAAUUCAGUUGUCAUUUGAUAUUAUAUUGUGUGUCCUUUUGAACACUGCACACCUUUUUACUCACUUUCUAUGUGUGUGUUGUGUGAUAAAAAGCACUGAACAAGCGUUAUCAAUUCUUUGCAUUUUUUUUUUGUAUGUAACAGAGAAGUGGGUCAAUGUUUGCUCAGGAUGUAUAAUAUCAGACCCAAUUGACUUAAUCCAGUAAUGCGGAAAUGUGGAAAUGCGAUCGCCACCACACACCGAUCCAUUUCACGAAAAGGCCAGUCAGCGUUGAACAAGCAGAGCAGCCACUGGAACGAUCGGCUAUCAUGCAAAGAGGCGGAUGCUGGAGCAAAACAAAUAAUAAAGGAGGGGCCCUCCGUUCUCGGCUAAGAAAGAGUGGGACUCGGUUUCACUGGCAGGGUCACAGAUGAUGGGAUCAACAGCACACAUGACUGGGUUUCAGAAGCAGCCAUGUCUGACAUUUUACUUCAGAUGAAUCAGGUCAAGAAAAACAUUCCACUGCAGAAAAAAAAGGACAGCCAGUUGUGUAGUUCGGGGCCAAAUCUUUCACUUUGCAGUUCAAGUUGUCAACCUAGCUCUGACUAAGAUUUACUGAUAUUUCUUGUAAAAGUGUUUUCAGAUAAUCGCUAAGCUAUCACAAAUAAAUGGUCCAGCACUGCCUGCUGCAAACCUUUAACAGCAUCCACACAGAGAUAUAUAUUUUUUGCACCAUGUACCACAUAUGUAAAGUUUAUUGCCACAAGAAAAGGUUGCUAAGAUUGUUGCAGUGAGAUUUGUGGAAAUAUUUUAUAUUCACAGAAUUUAUUGACCUAAUCCGUGUUAUUCAUGAUGUGUAUUUUAGCAAGAUUGUGUUGCAAUGUGCAUUGCCUUUGUCAUAUUUUUGUGUGACCCUAAAUGAAAUGCCAAGGAUACACUUUGAAAUAGGGAUGCACAAUAUGGAUGCUGUCAAAAAUAUAUAUGUGAGGGGCUUGAACCAGACAGGGUACUAGAAAACCCUUGUGAUCCACUUGUCAAUUUGACUUUCCUUUGGUUGCCCACUGAGAAGCUAACAGUUGUUCACCUCCACAUGAUGUCAGUUACUGUGAUAUUACCAGUAUUCAAACCUCUCUCUUGGCACCUACUGUGUACAGUGUUUCAGCAGGUGAGUGACUCUCUUGCGAUAUUGUCGCAAACCUGCUCUAACCAUCUGUAACAGCCAUUUAAGUUGAUGAAACAAGUACAUAUUCAGAAUGACGGCAAAAUCAAAUUCUUGAAAUGUAUCGUGCAUCCCUAAUUUAAUAUCUUCAAUAAUAACAAUGUAAUUAGGUUAUUCCUAAACGAUUGUUUCAGAACUUGAUGGAUCUAUAUGAAUGCUUUAUUUCUUUUCAUCUAGGUUGAAAUGAGGAUGAUAUGAUUAGACAGUAUCACAUGAAUAUUAUGUCGUUUUUUUAGACUUCAUUUUGACAAUUGUGAUAUGUGAUGAAUCUCAUUUGCAUUGUAACUUAUGGUUUUAUUAUAGCAGCCACUAUAUUAUGUUGACGUCAUGGUUUGCCAUCACAUCUUGUUGACUUCAUUUUUUUUUUUUUUUUAUCACUUUGUCUCCCUGUUUAAAAUGACUUCAAGUAGUGAAAUCCGAUGAGGUGAUUGAUUUCUUUUUCUGUGGCAAUUUCAAUUCAUUUGUUGGUUUUGCCGCCGGUAACAUUACAUUGAUCCGAGGUUGGUCAUAAGCUGUCCAUUGUGAUCUGUGUAAAGGUUGAAAUUGGUUAUUUUUCCUGCCUAAUUAAAAUUUC